CCGGGACAGAGACCUUUUUACCUCUCUGUGGGGACACUCAGCUUCGACAGGACUCAUCAGCAUCACUGAUAUUAAGUUAUGAUUUGAGUUAUUUUUAAAAAAAUCUUUAUUAUUGUUUCAGUUUCUGAGGAUAAAUUCUGGCGGAGCGCUUUUCCAGUUAUUGAUUUGCCCUUCACUGUCCGGAGUGAGGAUCUCAUUUUCAGAAGACGCCUGCAUAUGAAGAUUAAACUGGAUGGUCUUUCCCUCUCACUGUUUUUAUCCAUCACUGAGAGAUCAGAUGAUGGUUUGUGCGUCAGGAGCUGCUGGAAUUAAGAGAAGCGGUUGUUUUACAUGCGGGUGUUAAUGACCUGUAAACACUUCUAAUCACUGUCUCUGUGGAGGAAAAAUGGAGAACUACACGAUGUGGAGUAAUUUCACCCAAGUUCUGUCGGAGCUGGACGGGACAGGCGGCGAGGAAGAGGAGGACGACGACGAGGACGGCGGGAGCGGUGCAGGCAGCGGAGGACUGCGCGUCCUCGUCGGCUGCGUCCUCUUCCUGCUCAUCGUGUCCACGCUGCUCGGGAACACGCUGGUGUGCGCCGCCGUGGUCAGGUUCCGCCACCUGCGCUCCAAAGUCACCAACUUCUUCGUCAUCUCUCUGGCCGUGUCUGACCUCUUCGUGGCCGUGCUGGUGAUGCCAUGGGAGGCCAUCACCGAGGUGACCGGCACGUGGCUGUUCGGACGCUUUUGCGGGGUCUGGAUCGCCUUUGACAUCAUGUGCUCCACAGCCUCCAUCUUGAACCUGUGCAUAAUCAGUGUGGACCGCUACUGGGCCAUCGCCAGCCCCUUCAAGUAUGAGCGGAAGAUGACUCACCGGGUGGCGUUUGUCAUGAUCGGGGUGGCGUGGUCGCUGUCCAUCCUGAUUUCCUUCAUCCCAGUGCAGCUCAACUGGCACCAGGUUGGGGAGGAGGAGGAAGAGGUGAUGGAGGAGGUGAUGGACAUGAUGGCCGCCAGUGGCAGGAACUUCACAAACAGCAGCAACCCCAACCUCAACGCUAGCGCCGUCGCUAAAAGCUGUGUCGCCAACUUGAACAAAACUUACGCCAUCUCCUCCUCCCUCAUCAGCUUCUACAUCCCGGUGGUGAUCAUGAUCGCCACCUACACCCGGAUCUACAGGAUUGCUCAGACCCAAAUCCGUCGGAUCACGUCUCUGGAGCGGGCGGCAGAGCAGGCGCAGAACCAAGGUCACGGCAUGAACCGAAACCAGCAGCAGCAGCAUCGACCCAACGAUGAAGCCUCACUGAAGUCGUCGUUCAAGAAGGAAACCAAAGUCUUGAAGACGCUCUCCAUCAUCAUGGGGGUGUUUGUCUUCUGCUGGCUGCCGUUCUUCGUCCUCAACUGCACGGUCCCGUUCUGUGACCCGCCCUGCGUCAGCGACACCACCUUCACUGUCUUCGUCUGGUUCGGCUGGGCCAACUCCUCCCUCAACCCGGUCAUUUACGCAUUCAACGCAGACUUCCGCCGGGCCUUCGCCACCAUCCUGGGCUGCAACCAAAUGUGCUCCAACAACACGGUGGAGGCUGUGAACUUCAGCGACGAGCUUGUGUCUUACCACCAUGACACGACGCUCCACAAGGAGGCGCUGGUCCCUGCGCAGCCACAGCAACAUCCUCGCACCAUUAACGUCGGGUCUGACAACCUGGAGGACAUGAGCGCACAGUUUGAUGAGGAGUCGAUCAUCUCCAAUGGUUCCCAGAGAAACAACAGGCUGCUGCUGCUUCCCGCCACUGUCCAGUUUGAGGAUGACCCCGAAAUCUCCUUGGAAACAAUCACGCCGUUCACCUCAGCGGCGGGGCUUGAGAGUGAUGCUCUAAUACCAGGUCAAGUCCACCGGGAUGGAUAAGACAGAAACUGCACUGAGCUAACUGACGGCCAUAACUAAACAGGAAGUUAGGCUGUGUUGCCUUCAAAAUAAAAACAUAAACUUCGAUCAAACUAUGAUCAAACUUAUCCUCCAAAACGCCUGCUACUGAUUAAUUCCAAAUAACAUAGGACUCUGAGGACUUUAUAACCCAACUACACAACACCAGAGAGACUUGACUGUACAGGCUAAGCUUCAGAUAAAAUGCCAAUAUCAGAGUGUGUUGAUUGUUUGUGUUUUCACUUGUUUAACCUGGAGCAGAUUUAGUUAGUAGAUCGACCUGACACAGUGAGGUUGGAGAUUAAAUGAUGAUUUUUAGGGAAAACAAAAUGCUUUGUCGGACAUUAAACCUAAUUUAUUACACCGAGCCACUGAAGGUUUCAGUUAUUUAAUAUCUGCACUUUAUGCCCGUCAAAUAUGGUGUCUCCUCUUUCCAUGAAAAGGGCUGACACAGUUAAUGAAGGUCAAAUUUUAAAGGGACUGUUCACAUCAAAAUCAAAAAUACAUAUUAUUGCUCUUACAUGUAGUGCUACAUAUCAGUCUAGAUUGUUUUGGUGUGAGCUGCCGAUUGUUGGAGUUAUCCUCCGUUGAGAUGUCCGCUUUCUCUCCAGUAUAAUGGAACUAGAUGGCACUCAGAUUGCGGAGCUCAAAGUGUCAAAAAAGCAGCAAUGUCUCUUUCCAGAAAUCAUGACCCGAUCACCCAAGAUAAUCCACAGAACUUAUUGUGAGCAGUUUCGUGUAGGCACUAUUUUCCUUCUACCGAACUACAACCGCUAACUGUAUCACCCCACUGAGCUAGCUAACUUAGCUUACAGCUCAGCCGAGGAGGACGCCAUUAAUGUUUACAUCUUGCCCUGUCACGAGCACGAGCCUCUCGUCCAUCAGUACAAGUGCACUUUUGUCUGCGCUGUGAUACGGUUGACGGAUAGCUCUGUAGAAAGAAAAAUAGUUCCUACAUGAAACUGCUCACAACAAGGCCUGUGGAUUAUCUUCAGGAACCAGGUCAUGAUUUCUGGAAAGAGACACUGCCCUUGAGUUUUUCAAAUGACAUCUAGUUCCAUUAUAUUGUAGAGAAGGCAGACAGCUCACACUAAAACAAUCUAGACUGAUAAACAUCACUACAGAUAGGAGGAAAAUAUGCAUUUUUGAUUUUGGGGUCACUGCACCUGUAAGUUGACAGAGUAAGACAUUAUGCUGUGUUGUUUCAGGCUCUUCCUCCUCUCAAGGUUGAGCCUCUGGGGUGAAACAGGCCUUGACAAACUGUGAUUAAGUGUUCAGCGCUUAAACGCAGAGUGUGAACAAUGUUGGAAUAAGAACAGAGCUGUCAAAAUAAACAA
Molecule: messenger RNA, 3237 nt
Organism: Epinephelus fuscoguttatus (brown-marbled grouper)
Lineage: Eukaryota; Metazoa; Chordata; Actinopteri; Perciformes; Serranidae
Product: D(1)-like dopamine receptor
Exons: 1
Coding region: 386-1882 (498 amino acids)
Biological process (GO): adenylate cyclase-activating adrenergic receptor signaling pathway
Cellular component (GO): membrane
Molecular function (GO): G protein-coupled receptor activity
Source: RefSeq, a predicted model, not a curated record